Messenger RNA from Cladophialophora psammophila CBS 110553, 444 nucleotides. RefSeq lists its product as uncharacterized. The transcript has 2 exons. Bases 1 to 444 code for a protein of 147 amino acids. Lineage: Eukaryota; Fungi; Ascomycota; Eurotiomycetes; Chaetothyriales; Herpotrichiellaceae. The record is from RefSeq and is a predicted model, not a curated record.
AUGGCAUUUAUCCCCCGGGGAAAGAUUGCGGUCGCUGUUGUUAACGCAGAAGGGAAAGGGGUGUUUGAGGAGGACCGUGUAGCCGAAGUCCACGAUCUGCCCGGAAAUGCCACUCUUAGACGGGUCUUCAAGGUAGACCAGGUGCCCGUCCCUGGCAUCGCAUACGAGUCUUCACAUGCCAUGGAUGGCAUCGCAAACAAGUCGGGUCUAGAAUGGGUUGAAUGCGAAAUGCCAGUGGGAGCCAAAAGCCCAAUGCACGCUACUCCGUCGAUUGAUUUUGGUACCAUCAUCACCGGAGAGGUCACGCUGAUCCUCGACUCUGGAGAGGAGAAGACACUGAAAGCUGGAGACUUGUACAUUCUGAAAGCGGCCGCCCAUGCCUGGGAAAACAGAACGUCCCAACCGGUUCGUUUUACCACAGUCCUAGCAGCGUCGCGCCCAUGA